Molecule: messenger RNA, 1836 nt
Organism: Cajanus cajan (pigeon pea)
Lineage: Eukaryota; Viridiplantae; Streptophyta; Magnoliopsida; Fabales; Fabaceae
Source: RefSeq, a predicted model, not a curated record
UCUAUGCUAGCCAUUGCAAUAUAUAAAGUGCAAAAAGCAUAGCAUAGUAGUGGUACUGCUACCCAAGAUUAAGCAAUAAGCAUGGCUUCCUUCAAGCUUGUCUACUACCUCUUAACCCUUCUCAACUUCAUCAAUUUGGUAUUCACUAAAGCGCAGGACGACCUUGGUUUUAUGGACAACUUUUGUUCUGAGAACCUAACCACACCAAACAGCCCGUUCCAGUCGAACGUGAGGAGCCUUCUCUCUGACUUAUCCUCCCACGCCACCGCUAAUAACAAUCCAUACUACAACACCACAGUCGCCACUGCAAACCACUCCCACACAGCCUAUGGAAUGUUCUUCUGCUUCGGUGACGUCCCUCCUCACCGUUGUACCCAAUGCGUCGCUAACGCAACCCAAGAAAUGCUCUCACUCUCAUAUUCUCAUGACAAUUGUUCCUUGUCCACAGAGGCAUAUCUUAAGUACGAUGACUGCAUGAUCCGCUUUUCCAACCGUUCUUUCUUCUCCACCGUUGACUUAACUCCAUUCGGAGGUUCUAUGUGCAGCCCUUUUAAUGAGGAAAACUUGACGAGUUUAGUUUCCAAAACGAUGAAAGAAGCGGCAGAUAAGGCAGCGAUUUCUCCUAUUGGUGUCAAGAAGUACGCCACAAAGCAAGCAAGGGUAUAUGGAUUUAAGACCCUUUACUGUGAGGCUCAGUGCACACCAGACCUGUCACCCCAAGAUUGCAAAAAAUGUCUAAAUGUUGCUCAAGAGAACUGCCAAGGUUUACCGCGGUUUCAUUUUAUCAGCUGUAAGAUGAGCUGCUAUUGGUACCCAUUCUAUCGCCCCAGUACCGCUGCGGCACCAACACAACUCGUUCCGCUCACAAAUCCUUCCAACACAGACUCACAACAUUCUACUUAUCUUUCCAAAAAUUGUUCCACCAUCAUCAUCACCGACCCCACUUUUCAAUCGAGUCUCAUAGCCCUCCUCUCUUACUUGUCUUCCAACUCCACUACCACCAAAAACGGUUUCUUCGAGACCAAAGUCCACACUCUCACUGGUUUCUUCAUGUGCUUUGGGGACUUUUCCCCUACUCUCUGUCACCAAUGUGUCCUAAAUGCAACCCAAACAAUAUCCUCGCAGUGCCCCUCCUCCAAAGAGGCUAUCAUUUGGUACAAUCACUGUUUGCUUCAUUAUUCCGAUCGCCCAUCUCUCUCCGCACUAGAUACAAGUCCUGCAUAUAAGCACUUGAAUAUCGUCAACUAUACUUCCAACCCUAACCAGCUGCAAAGCUUCUUCACUUGGACUUUGGCCAACACUUUAUAUCCACUGCAGUAUGACACAGACGGCAGUAGCAGUACCAUUAAGAAUUAUGGAAAAAAACAAGUAAAACUGAAUGAUCACCAAACUCUCCAUACUCUUGUUCAAUGCACACCAGACCAGCCUAAUUUGGAUUGCAUCAGCUGUAUACAAAACAUUUUUAACAACGAAAUUCCAUGGUGUUGUAUGGAGAUUCCAGAGGGAAGAGUACUAUAUCCAAAAUGCUAUAUGAUGUUUGGAUUGUCCCCGUUUGAUGGAUAUACUCCCCAAAUUCAGGAGCUCAGGUCAGCUACAGGUGACGUUCUCAUUCAGUCAAUAUUUAUACACCUACAUCACCUAUUUUUUCAACUUUCUAACUUAUGUAGCGUGUGCUAUGCCGGGCGUAGUGACCAGUCGGGUCGUUACACGCUACGGGCUAUAGCCCCCCUUUUUUUACACGUAGGGGAAUCACUAAGGGCUACAAUGCCUCCCAUUAAUUUUUUUUUGGGAGUUACAUUGGGCCACAUUGAUUCUUACCAUGCAUUCUGCCAAUGA